Messenger RNA from Aspergillus sclerotioniger CBS 115572, 1965 nucleotides. RefSeq lists its product as uncharacterized. Gene Ontology annotation, molecular function: transcription cis-regulatory region binding; DNA-binding transcription factor activity. Bases 224 to 1768 code for a protein of 514 amino acids. The transcript has 6 exons. Gene Ontology annotation, cellular component: nucleus. Lineage: Eukaryota; Fungi; Ascomycota; Eurotiomycetes; Eurotiales; Aspergillaceae. Gene Ontology annotation, biological process: positive regulation of transcription by RNA polymerase II. The record is from RefSeq and is a predicted model, not a curated record.
UCUUGGGACCGAAAGUGACUCGAAUUCGUCUGAUGUGUAUUGUAUCUCUGCACCGGAUCUCAAUGGCAGGUGGAGGCUAGGAAGUCGGAUCAGCAUUGGAGAUCUGUUAUCGCCAUCAAACUCGCUAUCCAUUGACCAGCCACCGAAGCCAACAAUUUCCUCCUCCCUGCUAGAGCCGACCUUCCCCGAGCCCAUCACUGGUACAACAAAUUUGCGGCUAGAAAUGGAUGUCCUGUUGCUCUCGCCUCGCCAGGGAAUUCCUCCGCAUAUGAGACCACCAGAACCCACGUCACCCGUAAGUAAUGCAGAGAAAGCACGCCUCAUAUGCGCGUAUAUGCAUGAGACUGGCAUCUGGUGCGAAACCACGGAUUCUGAAAGGCAUUUCACUGUGAAAAGUAUCCACGAGAUGAUGGGAUCUGCAGCGUUUGUGGCUGCUGCAAUGGCCCUGGCCUCGCGCCAACUGGACCAUCUGGAGCGUCAGCAACGGCCUGUCACCCUCGAGCUCCACCAGUACAGUAUCAGAUUGCUUCUUCGACAACAUCCGGCAAAGUCGGAUGCCUCAAUGCUGGCAGCCUGCACUCUUCUCUGUGUAUACGAGAUGAUGGCUUCAGAAGUUCACGAAUGGCGACGGCAUCUGAAGGGCUGUGCCGGCCACCUCCAGGCUAAAAGAUGGAAUGGGUCGUCUGAAGGCAUCGUGAAGUCUUGUUUCUGGGCGUUUGCUCGAAUCGAUGUCUGGGCCGCCUUCAUCAGUGGAAAUUCAACGUUGAUACCGACUGACUUCUGGAUCGACAAUAUGUCGUUUGAAUCUGUUGCAGCCAAGGGGAAUGUGGACGACUAUUGUAAUAUGGCCAAUGUGAUCUUUGCCAAGAUUGUCAAUCUGCUCGCCGCUGGUUACCAUGAGAAGAGAUAUUACACUGCAUUAGCCACGGUAUCAAAUUUGUGGAGUGAGCUACAAGCGUGGUGUCGGCUCCGUCCUAAGGAUGUCUGCCCACUAUUGAGAGACCAUUCACCGGGACAGGUAUCUCCCACUGUAUUGUAUUCUCGGUCCUCUUCCAUUUGUGGCAACACAUUCUACCAUGCCGGCUGCAUCUUGCUUCUACAGACUGGGAUUCUUCCAGUUGUGACAGGGGGUGUAUCGCUUCUCCAAGAGACUAAAAGCGCUGUUUGGCACGCACGCGAGCUUGCAGGGAUAUCCAUGUCCAACCCGUCGCACGCAAACUGGGUCAAUCAUCUUCAACCACUGUUUAUUGCUGGUACAGUCUUUGCGAGCAGUGAGACGGGGCCUGGCAUGAAAAAUGCGCGGGAGUCCCAGAAAGGAUCUAUCCCGCCAUCGGCACAUGGCAGCAGGGAGACACUCAACACCACUGGUUAUGCCCCACAGCGGGAGGACUCCUACGCCGAAGAAAGAACCCUGCUUCUAAACCAUCUAGCUCGAAUUGAGCGUGAAACUGGCUGGAAGACAUCUGAUCGCACCGCUACACUACGGGCGCUCUGGGUCUGCAGUAGGGCAAUGCCAUGUAACCUUUGCUUUGCAUUAAUCGGAAUAGAAUCGAACUACACCGCUUGUAGCAUCGUGGGCAUACGAUCCAAGGCUAGUAUAGGCAGAUUGUUGUGUCUCGAUGCUAAUAAAGUCAGAAGAAGUGAAGAAAACCCCAAGGUCCAUUCCUUCCUGUGGCCUGUGACAAAGGCGUAUGUCCCCGUAACUGGGGAUUCCAUAAACCAAUGGCAAUCUACCCCAGAACGAAGCAAGACACCGUUUCCAGCCUGACAUAUUUACCAUAGGAUAACUCCCAUUUCAAGAAGAAAACAUUGCGAAGAUCUUGUACAAGAGUCCUGAUGCCUCUCCAAUGCCGGAUGUAACAGUGAAUCUGGAGAGAAUGAUGUUGGCAAGGCUUGCAGUGAGAAUGGCAGACCCAUCCGUAAAUGGUUGAGCCAUAAUCUCCAACCCUUGAUGAUACUGGGAUC